Molecule: messenger RNA, 2674 nt
Organism: Carcharodon carcharias (great white shark)
Lineage: Eukaryota; Metazoa; Chordata; Chondrichthyes; Lamniformes; Lamnidae
Product: extracellular calcium-sensing receptor-like
Exons: 6
Coding region: 90-2495 (801 amino acids)
Biological process (GO): G protein-coupled receptor signaling pathway
Cellular component (GO): membrane
Molecular function (GO): G protein-coupled receptor activity
Source: RefSeq, a predicted model, not a curated record
UGAAUCAUCGCGACCUUACAUUCAAAAUCCAGCCGGAAUCGUUGACAUGCACAAAAUUCUGGUUCAGAUUUUUUCGUUUCGCGCUCACAAUGAUAUUUGCCAUCGACGAAAUAAACCAGGAUUCAACUCUGCUUCCCAAUAUUACACUCGGGUAUCGGAUUUACGAUGCAUGCACCACGCCGAGUUUAUCGCUGAAAGCAGCAUUUGAGUUUUUGAACGGACGCCCGGGUAUUUCACUGAAUAAUCCCUGUAAAAGAACACCAAUGGUUUCUGCUGUUGUUGGUGAUUCUGGAUCCUCGCAGUCUUUAGCAAUAGCGACUUUAAUCGGCAUUUUCAGGAUUCCCAUGCCCUGGAUCAAAUGGAUAAAUACAUUUCGUUUGACUUUACCCCAGGUCAGUUACCUUUCGACGUGCGAGUGUCUGAGCAACAAAAAGGAAUAUCCGUCAUUUUUCAGAACAAUCCCAAGUGAUUACUUCCAGGCCAGAGCGUUAGCCAAGCUGGUGAAACAUUUCGGAUGGACGUGGAUCGGGACGAUUAGAAGUGAUGAUGACUAUGGUAACUUCGGAAUGCAAGCUUUCAUAGAAGCUGUGCAACAAUUAGGCAUUUGUAUUGCAUUCUCAGAGACUUUCCAUGCAAUUCACUCAAGGGACAAAUUACUAAAAACUAUUGCAACAAUAAAGAAAUCAUCCACGAAAGUUGUGCUGGCCUUUCUCGCACAAUCCGACAUGGAAAUUUUAAUUAAAGAAAUAAUACGGGAAAACAUGACUGGCAUACAAUGGAUAGGAAGCGAAGCAUGGGCUGCCACCUUGGUGGUACCAGCGGAAGACAGUAAACGAUUCCUUUCUGGCACCAUUGGAAUCGCAAUCCACAAAGUCGAUAUACGAGGUUUGAAAGAAUUCUUCAUGCAAGUCCAUCCUUCUCUGUAUCCAGGAAACCUUUUAGUGAAGGAGUUUUGGGAAACGACAUUCAGCUGUAUCUUUAAAAAUAGAGGGAGCAAAACGGAUGACACUAAAAGUGACCGGUGGAUUAACGAAUGCACAGGGACAGAGGAUUUGCAGACAGUGCAUAAUUCAUUUACAGAUGUAUCACAGUACAGAAUUGAAUAUAACGUGUACAAAGCAACUUAUGCCAUUGCUCAUGCUCUUCACAAUAUGCUGUUAUGCAAAAAUGGAGCGGAACAAUUCCCCAAUAACAGUUGCAUAAAUGAUCUAAAUUUUGAACCAUGGCAGCUUCUGCAUCACAUGAAAACAUUAAGUUUCAUCACCAAGAUGGGAGAGAAAGUGAAUUUUGAUGAAAAUGGGGACCCAGUCCCCACAUAUGACAUUGUAAACUGGCAGACAAAUUCCCGUGGUGAAGUUGAAAUUGUAGAUGUUGGGCAUUACAACGGAUCCGCUCCUGAGGGUGAAGAAUUUCUGAUAAAUGAAGAGGCAAUGGUAUGGAGUGGAGGUCAAAUUGUGGUUCCCAAGGCAACUUGUUCUGAGAGUUGUACCCCUGGAAAAAGGAAGGCAACAAGAAAGGGGCAACCCGUUUGUUGUUUUGAUUGUUUACCAUGCCCUGACGGUGAAAUUAGUAACACGACUGAUGCUACAAGUUGUAUCAACUGCCCUUUGGAGUACAGAUCCAAUCAGAAGAGAGAUCGGUGCAUACCAAAAGAAAUUGAAUUCCUUUCAUUUGGAGAGACCAUGGGGAUUAUUCUGGUAGUAGUGGCAUUGUUAGGAGCCUGCAUCACGCUGGGUAUCUUUUCUACAUUCUAUAUGUACAAGGAUACUCCUGUUGUUAAAGCCAAUAAUUCUGAAUUAAGUUUUCUCCUUCUUGUAGCAUUAAUGUUAUGCUUUCUGUGUUCAAUCACAUUCAUUGGAGAACCCUCAGUCUGGUCUUGCAUUUUACGUCAUACAGCUUUUGCUGUCAUUUUUGUUCUUUGCAUAUCAUGUGUCUUGAGUAAAACGGUUGUUGUGGUGAUGGCAUUUAAUGCAAUGCAUCCCAACCAUAAUAUAAUGAAGUGGUUUGGCCCAACACAACAGCGGUUAACUGUUAUCUUGCUUACAAUGGUACAAUGCUUAAUAUGCACAGUCUGGUUGAGCACAUCACCUCCCUAUCCUCGGAAAAGCAGUGAUUACGCAAAAGACAUAAUCACUUUUGAAUGCAAUGUAGGUUCUGUAAUAAACUUUUACUGUGCUUUGGGUUACAUUGGAUUCUUAUCUUGCGUGUGUUUUGUGGUCGCUUUUCUAGCUCGACAACUUCCCAAUAAUUUUAAUGAAGCGAAACACAUCACUUUUAGCAUGCUUAUUUUUUGUGCAGUGUGGAUUACUUUCAUCCCAGCUUAUAUAAGUUCUCCUGGGAAAUAUGCUGUCGCAGUGGAGGUGUUUGCUAUUUUGGCCUCUAGUUUUGGUCUGCUUCUCUGUAUUUUUGCCCCAAAAUGUUACAUUAUCAUGUUUAAACAAGCAGAAAACACGAAGAGGCACAUUAUGGGUAAUAAGGGCUCCCAGACACUUUAGAAAUUAUUCUGAUACCUUGCAUAUUGGUUAAGCAGUAAAACUAUUAUACUCCAUAUUUAAAAAAUGUUUUCAUCCAAUUGUUAUGUUUUCAUGCAUUUCAACUGAGAAAUAUGUGGACAUAGAUGCCCCACAGUAUUUGUGUUACUGAAAAGGUUGCUUGCCAGGAUUGGUAAUAAAGG